This is a messenger RNA of Cuscuta campestris, 974 nucleotides long. The record is from the annotation of a GenBank genome assembly. Lineage: Eukaryota; Viridiplantae; Streptophyta; Magnoliopsida; Solanales; Convolvulaceae.
CAUUACCUCCAUACCACCACAAUGCAAGAAAUAAAAAUGAAGCUUCAUAUUUUUUCUAUGUUUUCGGACACUCCUAAUUCAUCUCAAUUGGGGAUUUAGGGUUUCAUGACGCAAAAUAUCUACAGCGAAAAGAAUCAAUAGCAAUGUCAGGAAGAAGGUUUUUCUCAUUCCUGAAGCGCAUGCCUUCGACAAAGAGCAAGAUAGAGGAAAGUAAGGCCAAAAUAUGGGGGCGAAGGGUGGUAUCGGGGACAUUGAUUUGUGUGACAGGAGGUGUUGCUCUUAGUGCACUUCAGGAUCUUUCAAUUUAUCACAGUUGUAGCAGCAAGGCCUUAGAGAAAGCUAGUAAGAACAAGGCCAUAAUAGAGUCUAUUGGAGUUCCCAUUGUCAGAGGACCAUGGUAUAAUGCAUCUUUGGGAGUGUCUCACCUAAGGCAUUCUGUAUCCUGCUCAUUUCCCGUUUCGGGUCCACAAGGGUCUGGGAUCAUUCAGUUAAAGGCGGUUUGUAAUGGAGAUGAUACAUGGAUUUCAUUUUUCUGGCCUCGUAAUUGGGAAAUCCUCAUUAUGGAAGCUCUCGUCCAUGUCCCUGGAAAGGAAGAGAAGCAGCAAACGUUUCGAAUAACUGUUUCGGAUGAUGUGCCCCCUCCAACAGCUUGCAUUGCAUGCACUGGUUUAGCGUCCAAAAAAACCGAUAGUUUGGAUAAGAAGUAGCUUUGAGCAUCCGUCUUGCAAUUGCCAUUUUUGGCCGUUUCACCUCCACGAGGUUUGAUUCCAUUGAGAAGUAUAGUGAAUAUUAGGGGUACAAAACAAAUUUCUUUUUUCUUUUUAAAUAAAAUUUUGUGACAUCCCUUAACAGAUGUAAUUUACAUUCUUGCAAUUGACAGUUUGGUUGAAGAAAUAUGCUUUUACUCAUCAUUUCUUGCAUAUAUGAAUGAUGAAACUCCGUCUAUUGCUGGAAAAUAAUAACUUUUGGCAAAU